CCGUUGACGUCGUGAGCUGGAAUUAAUUUAUGGUGUGGCAGUUGGACGACAACUUUGUCAACAGUUUGCGGGGCAAAAAAAAAUGUCCCAAGUUGAUUUGCUCGAGGAAAUUUGCCAUUUGAGAUUUACGGCCGAACGGGAGCUGCUCAACUCUUGGAAGACCUACCGAGUGUCGGAUGUAACCCGUCGGUUGGCGUCCGAAGCCGGCAGAGUCAUCUACGCGGAGGCACUUGCAUUCGGCGAUGACGAAGGUUCGAGGACAUUCUUUCCGGAGCAUUUGAGCACACUGGCGGUGGAAAGUUUAGCUGCGGCCUACAAAUCCGGACCCAUGCCGAGUGGUCUCCGGUGCGACCAAAUACGCCAUUUUGGGUUUCUGUUGGACGUGGAGUUGCCGAUUCUGGACGUCGUAGAGCUGGAGAACGAAACAUUCUGGAAACGAGUUGUGAAGGCAAAAACUAAGCGGUUAGUCGAUUUUUUAAAACUUGAACGACUGCCCGUUGUUUGCUGGAAAUCACUCGGGAUAGAACUGAAGUUAGCGGAAGUAAUUGAACGUGAAAACCCGGAAUAUUGGUUUGAAGGAUGUCUGGAAGAUGUAAUCAUCAAAGCAGCUCCUUUCGUCAGUAAUCUGGUGAUUUCUCAGCUUAUUCCCAUGGAGAAAAUAGAACCGGCAGAAGGGUAUGAAGAAUACAAAGUUUACAAUGUACCUCCCGAGCUGUGUAGCCAUGGUUCCCUGGAGGUGCUGAAGCAUUUGGUUAACCUGACAUCGUUGAGUUUGGUUUUUGGAUUAGAAGGCAUUUCAAAAGGUUACGAGCGUCGGUUUUUUCAGUGUUCAUUGGAAGAUAUAGAAAAUCUCUCGAAAGCACUUCCGAAGAUGCAGCUAUUGAAAUAUUUCAAAAUAGCACGCAGUAGGCUGUGUGCCGAAAAGCUGAAAAUACUACUUGGGCAACUAGCACAAGUAAAACUGGAAUCACUGGAGCUGUCUUAUUGCUACUUGGGCGAGGAUGUCGGAAUCUGGCUGGGAAAGUAUAUCAGUCGGUGUCCCGAAACCGUCAAAGCGAUUAAUCUUUCGGGAAAUUUCAUCAAUGAUAAGGAGCUGGAAGAUUUCAGCUACGGGAUCAACAUUUACAAAGGUGUUUUAGAAACGCUCGACUUAUCCCAGAAUCCGAUAGGAGAAGUCGGUAUUUUAAUGUUGGGCGGUGCCAUAAAAAAUACCGCCCAUGUGCGGGAGUUAAACGUCACCGGUUGUGAAUUAGGUCAGCAAGGAGCAUACCGGGUGGUACAGUUGAUUGGAUUCCAUCGACCAUUGAAGAUUUUGCACCUGAACGGGACGCCACUCGGAAAAUCCGGUGCCAAAAAGCUGAUUGAAGUACUCAAAGCAAACUGGAAGGUCGAACAAGUAAGUUGUAAAUGUUGCCAGCUGAGUCCACGGCACGAGAAUCGGGUCAAAAGCAUACUCCGCCGAAACCAUAAAUUCCGGUUGGCCCACAGUCAGUCGAGCACUGGGUAGUGAUUUGAAGCUUCUUGGCACGGUGGAAUUACCUCAACAA
Messenger RNA from Malaya genurostris, 1547 nucleotides. RefSeq lists its product as uncharacterized. Bases 83 to 1507 code for a protein of 474 amino acids. NCBI's taxonomy places the organism in Eukaryota, Metazoa, Arthropoda, Insecta, Diptera, Culicidae. Gene Ontology annotation, cellular component: centrosome. Gene Ontology annotation, molecular function: protein binding. The record is from RefSeq and is a predicted model, not a curated record. The transcript is spliced from 3 exons.